GAAAUGGCAAUGGACAGCAGUUGGGCUGCCGCUGCCGCCGACGGCUUGUCGCCGAGCAAUGAGAACACAAUCAACUACGAUGGCAUACGGAUGGGUCUGCGUAACCUCGCCAUGUCUGUUAUCGAAGUUCGGCGAAGGCAGUCGCAGGCCCGGAGGAGGCGUUGGAAUGGUUUAAGAAAGUAACAGACGUGGCGCAGGAGCUGUGCAGCCUUCUUGAUCAAGCCCCAUUAGGAGCGUCGAUUGGUGCCAAGGCGCUGGGCGCGGCCUUCGAACAACUCGGGGAUGCGCUCGCCCACGGGCCCGCCGUCAGCAUGCUGGUGCUGGACGUCAUCCUGGUCUACGAGCUGCUCACCCGGCUGUGGCAGCUCCGUAAGGAUGCGACGCCAGAGUCUGCCGAGAGGGACGCGGCCGCCAUGCGUGAUGAGGUCGGCGGUCAGGCCGUGACGGGCGGGCGGUUUCGGCAGGUCGCCGCCUGGGUGCAGGGCCUGUUCCGCCGCAGCAGGCGCAAGGCCGGCGGAGCCGGAGAGGCGCCACAAGCUGGUGCAUGCGGAAACCCUGCUGCUGCCCCGCUUCUUGGCGGCGGCGGCGGCGGCGGCGGUGCCAGGCACAGCGGCCCUGUUUCAACAGCGGCGGCCGCGGCUGCUGCGUCCAGUGACGGCGCUGGCGCGCGCGGGCGCGGGGCGCCAGCAGGCGACGGCAAAGAUGAGGCUGCAGUGCUCAGGGCAGCUGGGGAAAUCAUCAUGGGCAAUUACGCGGUAGCCAGGACGGCGGGUGAAGUCCACGCCGCCUUGUUGAGGCUGGCCCUGGAUGAGGCGACGGCACUGAUCGGAGCGACCCGGCGGAGAAGUGGCAUGAUUUGCAUGGCGGUCAACGCUGGCCAGAUGCUCGAGGACGUAAAGGCGGCGGCGGAGUUUCUCUCGAGCGCACGCGAGCGCUUCUGUGAGUCCGUCACGACGGGCAAGGUGUUUGGCGAGUACGCUGCGGAGGGCAUCACGCAGCUGCGUGCGGUGCAGCGCGGCGAGAUGGCUGAGGGCGGCUCCAUCCUGCUGUGCAGUGGCAGGCAGCGGGGACAGGCCGUCAAAGCCAAGCUGUUCAAGGUGGACGCCGAGACCAACGCCAUGAGCAAAGAGGUGCUGGACCGCCUUGCCGGCGGCGGAGGGCCGCCGGACAGGACCUGCUGGCAGGCGGUGCUGGGCUCGCAGCCCAGGUGCAUGGCCGUCACGUCCAGCAAGCUGGAGCAGUGCUCGCGGGAUCCCAAGCAGCUCUUCCUCAUCUGGAAGGGCGGCAGCGGCGGGGACCUGGCAGCAGCGCUGUGCCUGUGCCAGCAGCACGGUACCGGCUACCGAGACGAUGGGUUGCUGAUGAUGCAAACCCUCGCAAACGGCUACACAGCUAAGCACGUGUUCCCGUGCGCACCGCCGCUGACGGAGCUCAACUUCACGGAGCUGGGCGGCGCCGCUAGCGGCAGCGCGGCUGGCAGCAGCGGUGCUGCCGACGGCGGCGCGGGCGGCGCCCCGCCGUUCAUCAACUGCCGCGCGGUCUUCCGCAUGACAGUGGAGCAGCUCCGCCGCGUCAGGGACGGCGGUGGGCCCAGCGCCUGGGACGUGCUCUGCAAGCGGCUCCGGUCGUCGGCUGAAGCCAAGCACUUGUGCGCGCGCUGUGGCACCCCACCCAAGUCGGUUUGGGCUGAUGCCGCGCCGGACGCCCCGCGCGCACCCUCGUACCGCAUGUUGGUCGUGUGCGGCAAUUGCCGGAAGGGGUUAAACCCGAAGGGCAAGCCCGGUUGGGUGGAGCUGCACUACAGCGCAGACACAUUCACUGAGGAGCAAAAGGACACGGCGUGGAAUCACCUUCUGCGGUUGUGUGGCGACGCUUCCAGCGGCCGAUGAUGGUCGCGAUGAUGGCCGUGGCGGUGGUGGUGCCGCCGGUGGCCGUGGCAGCGGUGGCUGGCGGGAGCGGCGGCUGACCGUUGGGCAGUAGCGGUGCUGUGGCCGCUGGUGUCCUAGGCACAGCAGCUGCUGCCUCUGGGAUGAACAACGGCCGUGGCGGUAACCAGCCACUGCCACCCGUCAAAGCGCCCGGGCUGCAGUGGCCAGCAUCAGGGUUUGCCGUUGCCGUGGACGGUGUGUCGGCCAUCAGUGCCGCAGCAGCAGUACGCAAGCAGCGCGGCGAAGGCCAGCAGCCAUAUGACGCAGUGGCGGCGACGCCAGCAGCUGCGGCGGCGGUUGCGGCGGCGGUUGGGGUGGAGGAGGACAAGAGGAGCAGGCAGCCAACGGACUCCCUGCCAGUGCCAGCCAGCCGGGCCGCCGCGGUGUGGGCCGCCUGACACGGCGGGAGCAGCUGCACAGAGACCGGGGCGGCGGCGACGCGGCCUGGAAGUAAGCAGCUCAUUGGCGUCCUGUGGGCGGCAAAAGCCGGCCGGCCCGGGUGCGGCUGUGCCCAGGCCGCCUGCACCCGAAACAAGGCCAGUGUGUUUCUGGCGGAGUGGAGGGCGGAGGGGCAGCAGCAGUACCGCAUGAUCGGUGUCUGCGGCGGCUGCUGGGGGGCCAAGUGGGCGGGAGAGGCUGAUAAGGACGGGUGGAAGGCCGUGUACCACACGAAGAACCCUGGGGAGGCGGGUAGGUACCUGAGCACACUAUGUCAGUAGGUGGGCAAGGCUGGGGCUAGAUAGCCCAACAUCCAUGCAAUACGAUACGGUACACGGCGAAGGUGUAAGCCGCAUCGCACAGGCGAUCGCAUGGAGCAAGCAAGUAGCGGUGCGGCUAGUGCGGCAUGCAUGCAUGUAUGUUGCUUGCUGUCUAGAGUUUCAUUUGUGCAUUUACGACCCCUCCUGACCAGCCGCCUGGCGAGCAUGACGCCUGGCGAGUGUUGUUGGAAUGAUGUCAAUGGCGGCACGGCGUUCAUCAUCGCACAUAGCUGGACAGCUAUUGGCGCGGUCACGCGCUGUGAAAUGUGUAGGGCUGAUGCAUGGGUGGGUGACACCUGGGUGGCGCGUGUGUGUGUGUGUGUGUGUAUGACGUGACAAGGUAGGGGCCAUCAUUUUCGGAUUCUUUGUAGCUGGCGCAAUGUGGAGUUCGCCGGGGUGCAUUGGGGUACCGCGGGUUCCCAUUAACUAAUGCCGCUGAGACACGCGGCUGGGCCAAGCACGCGGCAGCGGGAGCGGGGCGGGGUGGCAUGCGAGUGGUUCUGUGCGUGCGCGGGUGCGGCGUGGCGGCAUGGGCGUGAUCACAUCAACGUAAGACGGGUAUUGGCCGGAUGAAGGUCUGCAUGCUGUGUGCUGAGAUGGCAGCUAGCCUGGUUUUGGUGAAAGACUCUCGUUUCUUACUUCAUUGUGCAGUCAGGCAGUAGUGUUGGUGGUCAAGCGUUGGCUUAAUGGGCUGGUUGCCUUCAAGGUGCUUUGGUGGUGCGGUGUGGUGUGGUGCUGGGGCUGCUGGUGAGCAUUCGUCUGUUGGGUCGUUCUCCGGCCAUUUUGCAUAAGUGGUGGUGUCCCUUGCCUGCGCGGGGUUUGCCUGAUAGCCGCGCGUGUGCCAAGUGUUAGUUUAUCCUGUCCUCAUCUUCCGGUCAUUGAUUGGUCCCCUGUCAACUUCCCUGCCGCUUCCUCGUGUGUCGUGUCUUGCCUGCGAGGUUGUUGGCUGCGUUUAUCUUUUACGGCAUUCUGUUGUUG
Chlamydomonas reinhardtii is the source of this 3664-nucleotide messenger RNA. RefSeq lists its product as uncharacterized. The coding region runs from base 312 to 1889 and encodes 525 amino acids. Lineage: Eukaryota; Viridiplantae; Chlorophyta; Chlorophyceae; Chlamydomonadales; Chlamydomonadaceae. The record is from RefSeq and is a predicted model, not a curated record. The transcript has 3 exons.